AUAGCAGUAGCUGUAAGAGAAGAAAUGCAAAAUUGAGCUUCUCUCUCUAGAAAAAUUAGGGCAAGAGUCUCUCUCUCUAACGCAACCAGGGCAAGAGUUUCUCUCUAACAAAACUAGGGCGAGGAUCUCUCUCUCUGUCAUUUAAGAAGAGGACGCUUGGUUUCCUUGAGAGGAAAGAACACGUUCGGGUUUUGAAAAGGAAACGAGAUACGCUUCUCUAUAGGAAAGUUAGGGUUUCUCGAGCUUCUGGUUUCUCCUCGUUGCUGUUUCUUCGAGUGUUGCAGAGAGUAAGAAGAACAAAGGAAGGGCUUUUACGAUACUGAACUUAGAGAGCUUCUUAGUUCUGGCAAAGAAUUUCUCUCGUGUUAGUUUGCGGAAAUAAGGGUUUUGCUCUCAGUUGAUGUGGUUGAGGAGGAGAUGAAAGUGUUCUCUAUUUUCAAUAAUUAAGGAGUUUUGAGUUCUUUGGUUUCGGACAAUCAAGCUUGUUUGCAGAAGGAAUUGAUUCUUUUCACGUUUGAUUCAGAGCCUGGGCCUUUUGUUGUCACUUUGCUCUGAAAGUUAAGGUUUUUAGAGUUACUUGUUUGGGAUGCACGAGAGUGGAGGUGAAGAAGUUGCGGGAAAAGGAGUCAGGGUCAGUGCGGAGGAGAAGGAGAGAGCAGUGUUUAUGUGGGGCUAUCUUCCUGGUGCUUCUCCACAAGGAGCCCCUCUGCUUCUUCCAACUCCUGUACCUAAACCUACGCCAGAGGAUUCAUGGAAAGAUGUUUGUCCAGGUGGUUGUGGGUUUGCCAUGGCUAUUUCAGAAUCCGGAAAGCUCAAUACUUGGGGUUCUACAGAAAACAUGGGCCAAAGUUAUGUGACAGCUGGGAAGCAUGAGGAAACUCCAGAACCAUACCCACUUCAAAAUGAUGCCCCUAUAUUGAAGGCUGGUGCUGGUUGGGCUCACUGUGUCGCAGUCACAGACAGUGGAGAAGUCUAUACUUGGGGCUGGAAGGAGUGUGUUCCAACUGGUAAGUUGGUGGUCGAUCAGGCAUUGAAAGGAGUAAUGGAGAAGGAUCUUAAUCAAGGAACAAGGGACAAAACCCCUGCUUUCUUGCAGACAGAUAUAUCAGAAGGCAAGAUAGCUUCAGUGAGUCCCAAAUCUCAAGCAAUUCAUUCAGUUUCAAGAUCAAGUUCUGGAACAACAUCUAGUCAGGAAUAUAAAGGGAGUGAGGAAGGCUCCAAGCGUAGAAGGUUAUCGACACAAAAGCAAGCUUCUGAAAGCUCAAGCAGCAAUGAAGAAUCGUUUUCGGCAUUACCAUGUUUAGUCACAUUGAGUCCUGGAGUGAGGAUUGCCUCAGUUGCUGCAGGUGGGCGGCAUACUUUGGCAUUGUCAGUUUCAGAUAUAGGUCAGGUGUGGGGUUGGGGCUAUGGAGGGGAAGGGCAGCUAGGAUUGGGUUUUCGAAUUCGAACAGUUUCCUCUCCCCAUCCUAUCGCGUGCAUCGAGACCUCUUCUUACUGUAAAGACAAAUCCACGGCAGGUCUGAGAGGAAACAUCACUUCUGAUAUGCAGUUUCAUAAGGUUCCAGGAAGUUAUGUAACGGCUAUUGCAUGUGGGGGCCGACAUAGUUUAGUGCUCACAGAUGCUGGAGCGCUGCUGACCUUUGGCUGGGGACAAUAUGGGCAGUGUGGGCAAGGAAGUACAGAUGAUGAAUUGAGUCCUGCAUUUGUAUCCUCUCUUUCUGGCGUCCAAAUACAAGGCUUAGCUGCUGGGCUGUGGCAUACCAUGUGCAUCUCCUCGACUGGCGAGGUUUACGCUUUCGGUGGAAAUCAGUUUGGGCAAUUAGGCACCGGGGUAGAUCAAGCAGAGACUCGUCCGAGGCUGUUGGAUGCCACCAGUCUAGAGAACAAGCAUGUAAAAAUGAUAUCAUGUGGUGCACGGCACACAGCUAUUAUAACUGAGGAUGCAAAGGUUUUCUGCUGGGGUUGGAACAAGUAUGGCCAGCUUGGUUCAGGUGACGCAAUAGACAGGAGUAUCCCAUCUCAGGUUCCCCUCGACCAUUUGUACCUUCCCACAAACAUUGCAUGUGGAUGGUGGCACACUCUCCUCCUGACACAGGUCCCCCACUAAGCCCCAACUAUAAUGGGUUGUGGGGUAGCUCCAUACUUCAACUACAAUUUUGGCAGGAUAAGGAAAAGUAUUCUUUCUCAAACUAGUGUUGCACUGACUUAAGGAUUAAGCACCAUAAAGAUUGGAUUGCAUACAGCUCUUAUUUCCACACUUGAUUUGGGCCAUGAAAGAAAAUGGCAUAUUUCUUUCAACUUCAAAGGAUAAUUGGCGAGCCUUGAGGAGUCUUACUUAAGGGGUUGGUGUAAGUACCAGGUGUCCCUAAAGAAGAAACACUAUCUUUUCGAGAUCCCAAUCUAGUUUGAGCUCACAACUGCUUUGGAGGGACCGAAAAUAGGAUAACAAAGCAUUGUCAACGGAUGUAAAUUUGUUUAAUUAGUGUAUGCACGAGGGUGAAUGCAUCUCAGAUAGUGUAUAGUUUUGUGAAACACUUGACCCUAGUUUUACUGUAAUUCAUUCUUCAAACUAGGCUGCAACUCUAUUGAAAGUU
Messenger RNA from Amborella trichopoda, 2594 nucleotides. Its product is annotated as ultraviolet-B receptor UVR8. The record is from RefSeq and is a predicted model, not a curated record. NCBI's taxonomy places the organism in Eukaryota, Viridiplantae, Streptophyta, Magnoliopsida, Amborellales, Amborellaceae.